AUGGACCAGCUCAACUACGCCGAUACCCCGCGGUCAUUCAAGAACACCAGCUUCACGUCCAAGCUCCCAGCGCGCACAGCGUCUGCGGCGGGCGCGAACGGCUUCAAAAAGAACGUCAAGCAGAUCCUCACGCUCGAGCGCGAACGUGUGGGCGGCGGCGACGGCUUCCUGUCUGCCGCGCAGACGUCGGCCAAGGCGCGCGGCGAGAACAUUGAGCCCGUCAAGAAGAAGAAGAAGGAGAACCCCGUCGGCAAGCCCCGCCCGCCAAAAGGACGCCGGAGCGGCGUUGCUACCCCGUUGACGCUCGAUGACGACAGCAACAUUAGCGGCACGGCGACGCCGAUGGACGAGGACGGUGAUGCCGACGAGGGCAUGGAUGUGGAGGUCGACAAUGGCGUGCACCGCGAGAUCAUCACCUACCACACCCCCGCCGCUCCGCCUUCCCUCUUGCCUGCAAAGAAGUAUUGCGACAUCACUGGCCUGCAUGCCGUGUACACCGACCCAAGGACAAAGCUGCGCUACAAGGGUCUCGAGGUGUGGGGCAUUGUGCGGAACUUGGGUCCCGGUGUCGACCAGGCAUACCUCUCGCUUCGUGGCGCGCAGACGUCGCUCAAGUAA
Apiotrichum porosum is the source of this 618-nucleotide messenger RNA. It is a transcript of the gene IES6, whose product is annotated as chromatin-remodeling complex subunit ies6. The record is from RefSeq and is a predicted model, not a curated record. Gene Ontology annotation, cellular component: Ino80 complex. The transcript has 4 exons. NCBI's taxonomy places the organism in Eukaryota, Fungi, Basidiomycota, Tremellomycetes, Trichosporonales, Trichosporonaceae. The coding region runs from base 1 to 618 and encodes 205 amino acids. Gene Ontology annotation, biological process: chromatin remodeling.